Molecule: messenger RNA, 1513 nt
Organism: Capsella rubella
Lineage: Eukaryota; Viridiplantae; Streptophyta; Magnoliopsida; Brassicales; Brassicaceae
Product: spermidine sinapoyl-CoA acyltransferase
Exons: 3
Coding region: 16-1359 (447 amino acids)
Source: RefSeq, a predicted model, not a curated record
CACAGAAAUCAAAACAUGUCGAUCCCUUUAAUGGCACAAAAAAAGCUCACCGAAAUAGUGAAACCCUCAAAACACAUACCUAAACAAACUCUUUCUCUUUCAACACUUGACAAUGAUCCUUACAAUGAGGUCAUCUACAAGGCCUGUUACGUUUUCAAAGCCAAGAACGUUGUGGAUAAUGAUGACCAGGCGGAAGCUUUACUUAAGGAGGCUUUGUCUGAUCUUCUUGUCUAUUAUUGUCCACUUUCAGGGAGUUUGAAGCGGCAGGAGAGUGACCGGAAGCUUCUGUUGACCUGCGGUGGCGAUGAAGGUGGUGUGCCGUUCACGGUGGCUACUGAAAAUGUGGAGCUCUCUUCUUUGAAUAAUCUUGAGAACAUUGACUCAGAUACGGCCUUGAAGUUCUUGCCUGAACUUCACGUGGAGAACGAGUGUUAUCGACCUUUUGCUUUGCAGGUAACCAAAUUUGGAUGUGGAGGAUUCAUAUUAGGGAUGGCGAUGUCACAUGCAAUGUGCGAUGGAUAUGGUGAAGGUCAUAUCAUGUGUGCCUUAACUGAGUUAGCCGGCGGCAACAAGAAACCAACGUUGACUCCGGUUUGGGAAAGAGAAAGACUUGUCGGGAAACCCGAAGACGACGAUGAUGAACCUCCGUUUCUUCCCGGCGGCGACACGGCCGCUUCUCCCUACUUACCAACGGAUGAUUGGGUAACUGAAAAAAUAAAUAUUAAAGCUGAUAGCAUAAGAAGAUUGAAAGAAGCUACAUUGAAAGAGUACGACUUCUCUAGUGAGGCAGUCACUACUUUCGAAGUCAUAGGAGCUUAUUUAUGGAAGUCAAGAGUUAAAGCUCUUGAUUUGGAUCGAGAUGGAGUCACUGUUUUGGGUUUAUCAGUAGGAAUACGCAAUGUUGUGGAUCCACCUUUGCCUGAUGGAUACUAUGGUAACGCAUAUAUUGAUAUGUACGUGCCACUAACGGCUAGAGAAGUGGAAGAAUCGACAGUUUCGGAUAUCGUAAAGCUCAUAAAAGAAGCGAAGAGAAAGGCUCACGAUAAAGAUUAUCUUGAAGAAGAGCUUGUAAACACUGAAAAGAUCAUUAAGAUGAAUCUAACGAUCAAGGGAAAAAAAGAUGGGUUGUUUUGUUUGACGGAUUGGAGGAAUAUAGGGAUCUUUGGAUCGAUGGAUUUCGGGUGGGAUGAGCCGGUUAAUGUCGUCCCGGUCGUCCCAUCCGAGACAGCUAGGAUGGUUAAUAUGUUCAUGCGACCAUCUAGGUUGGAACCGGAUAUGGUCGGAGGGGUUCAGAUUGUGGUUACAUUGCCAAGAGUUGCAAUGGUCAAGUUUAAGGAAGAGAUGGAAGCUUUAGAGUAAACUUUUAUCUUCUUUUGUUUUGAGGAAAUCAUAAAAGAAUAAAUUAAAAAAUACGAAGAGGAUAUCUAAGGUUAUAUUUCGAAGAUUGAUAAAAGGGAGAAAAUGUCAAAAAAAAAAAAAAGUUAAAUAUGAUCUUAAUCUAUCAUGUUUUCUC